This is a messenger RNA of Grosmannia clavigera kw1407, 642 nucleotides long. RefSeq names its product methyltransferase. The coding region runs from base 1 to 642 and encodes 213 amino acids. Lineage: Eukaryota; Fungi; Ascomycota; Sordariomycetes; Ophiostomatales; Ophiostomataceae. Gene Ontology annotation, molecular function: oxidoreductase activity. The transcript is spliced from 3 exons. The record is from RefSeq and is a predicted model, not a curated record.
AUGGAGGACAAACAUCCCGCAUCUCAAGAUGUCAAUACGACCAUGUGGUUUCUGAAGGAGAAGGUGCUCUACACGACUGUGAAGCCGUACUGUCUUGCCUUCACUCCGGAAACCGAUGUCCCUCGAGACAACAUAGAGCGACACGAAGUGCCCGUGGGCGUCCUGGAUAUACGGGGCAGACGGGAACCUCUCAACUUUCAUCACAAUGGCUUCGCAAUCUUGAACGUUCCCGAAGUCCCGACUGGGAUGGAUUGGUAUGACGUGCAGAGCGUUAAGGGCCUACGCUAUCCGCAGAUUGUGUCGGAGAUUGAAAGGGUCGUAUGGCAUCCUAUCAAGGGCCCAAACCAGGAUUGGCCGCUGGCCCUCUGCGAUCUGUCCACCGUGAACUCGGACAAGGACCUUGAGAUAGCAGACUACGUGACGCCCAAGAGAAGUCGAGAGCACUGCAUGGUCUAUUUCCGCAAUCACCACCGCUGGUGGUACAUGAGCCGCCAGAGAGUCACGGAAGCAUUGCUGUUCCGCCAGCACGACUCGGAACAAGGCGAUAAAUCAGGUGUUCCGCAUGCUGCCUUCUUCAACCCGUACGCCGAGCUAGAGAUGCCACGGGAAAGUAUGGAAACCACUGUACUCAUCUAUUUCUAA